Puccinia graminis f. sp. tritici CRL 75-36-700-3 is the source of this 1539-nucleotide messenger RNA. RefSeq lists its product as uncharacterized. The record is from RefSeq and is a predicted model, not a curated record. The coding region runs from base 1 to 1263 and encodes 420 amino acids. Gene Ontology annotation, molecular function: RNA binding. Gene Ontology annotation, cellular component: nucleolus. The transcript is spliced from 2 exons. Gene Ontology annotation, biological process: endonucleolytic cleavage in 5'-ETS of tricistronic rRNA transcript (SSU-rRNA, 5.8S rRNA, LSU-rRNA); endonucleolytic cleavage to generate mature 5'-end of SSU-rRNA from (SSU-rRNA, 5.8S rRNA, LSU-rRNA); endonucleolytic cleavage in ITS1 to separate SSU-rRNA from 5.8S rRNA and LSU-rRNA from tricistronic rRNA transcript (SSU-rRNA, 5.8S rRNA, LSU-rRNA). NCBI's taxonomy places the organism in Eukaryota, Fungi, Basidiomycota, Pucciniomycetes, Pucciniales, Pucciniaceae.
AUGAACAUUUUUUGGCAAAUUUCGGAUGAGGAUCAGCAGGGAACUGCCCCCUUUUUACACAGACAGCCCGACAACCCAGGGGGGUUUGAUAGUUUGUUGCAUCAUCGCGCAGCCCGCAGCGCAGUCAGCAAACCAUUCAGUGCUGUGGAAGCCAGCUCGAGGGUCCAAACCACUCCGAACCAAGCACUUGCCAAAGAAAUGGGAAAACGAAAACGACAGUCGAAAACCGCUGGCCCUUCCUCGGCUUCCCAGAAACGAUCACAGCAAUCUCCAAACCGACUUCCAUCGGAUAGCCUCACGACAGAUAACCAUGGGCCAGAUGUUCUGACAGUAAACCAUAUUGUGGAAGACGAAAGCCGGAAUCCGAUUGGCCACGAGCCAGAUACAAACGCCGGAAUCAGACCUGAUCACAAUGAGCAUGAAAGUGUAGAAGAGGAAACGAAUAAUCUAGGCGGAGAGCAAGAGAACGAUGAGAACGAGAAUGUCGAAAACGAGGAUAAUGAAAACGAGAAUCAGGAGAACGAGAUUCGCGAAAGCGAGAACGAUGAGUUGGAGGACGAUUCAGAGACGCUUGCGAAAUCAACAACGUCAAAAAAAGUGAUCGACUUGAAUGAAAUCAAGAAGUUUGGACAGAAGGUUGACCGAACCGGAUUGGUUUAUGUUUCCCGAAUCCCACCCGGAAUGGGCCCUAGUAAACUGAAACAUCUGCUCUCCAAGUGGGGCGCGAUCGGAAGGAUCUAUCUGGCUCGAGAUGAGAAAGCUGAAGAAUCAAAACGAAAGUUCAACAAGAAAGGCAAGAUGCGGAAGAAUUUGAAAGAUAAACAUCAAAGUUUUCUGUUCAAAGAAGGAUGGGUCGAAUUCAUAGAUAAGAAAGUAGCCAGGAGAGUUGCUGAGAUGUUGAAUACUCGGCCAAUUGGAGGCAAACCAAGCGAUCGAUACUACUCAGAUCUAUGGACAUUGACCUACCUACCGAAGUUCAAAUGGACGAAUCUGUCGGACCAAAUCGCGAUCGAACGCAGGAUCAAGGAACAGCUCGUCCGAAACAGUCUUGAAGAGAGCAAGAUUUCACAGGAUUGGUAUCUGGGUAUGGUGGAGAAGAAUUCGACCAACCAAAAGAUUCUGGCGAAGCAACUCAAGAAGAAACCCGACUCGGCGGCAACCGCCAAGGCUGGCAAACCUUUAGAUUUCAGACAGAGAGAAUUGCCCUCCGCGCAGAACGAACAUGGAUCCAAACUGAAAUCCGUUCUGGAUGGGCUUUUCUAACUCACAUAAUCACUUACUCAUUUUACUCAACCAACUCGUUUUCUUGUCUGCUUUCGAUCAUAUUUUUCACCUUGGCCUAGUACCAAGUUUGUUUUCAACCAACCAUCUCUUUCACAUUUACCUAGUACCAAUAUGCAUGUAAGACCGCGCCAUACCCUCACAACGACAACUGGCUGAAUCAAAUGUGCAUGAGAGCGAUUGAUAAACAUUUAUCUUACUCACAAGACUAAUCAAAAGCAAGUAAGCGACCCCUUUUUUCUUCAGAAAAACAGCAAA